Drosophila subobscura is the source of this 7996-nucleotide messenger RNA. It is a transcript of the gene Trpm, whose product is annotated as transient receptor potential cation channel trpm. Gene Ontology annotation, cellular component: membrane. Lineage: Eukaryota; Metazoa; Arthropoda; Insecta; Diptera; Drosophilidae. Bases 563 to 6577 code for a protein of 2004 amino acids. The transcript is spliced from 35 exons. Gene Ontology annotation, molecular function: monoatomic cation channel activity. Gene Ontology annotation, biological process: monoatomic cation transmembrane transport; protein tetramerization. The record is from RefSeq and is a predicted model, not a curated record.
CUAACGUGUUCGGUUCGCAAACGCCUGAGGGAGAAAAAGUAUUCCCAAUAAACGUACAAAAGUGCCGACGAUCCGGCAGCAAUUGAAUUGAUCUCCGCGUUUGAUAACUCUUCGGCGCCUGUGGUGCCUGCUCAGUGAAAUUGUUUACCCACCCAGCCGCAGCGAAUUGUCGGAUGCGAGAAUUCAGUGAUCGGCGAAUAGCAAUUAAAGCAAUUACAACAAUUAUAAACAACAAACAACAUAACGCAAUACAAAGUGUUUGGACUUGAAAAAACACAUUUAACUGUGCCUAAACUGAUCCAAUAAAUAAUGCAUAUAGUCGUACAGUACAGGCCUUAAUACACGAUUAGUGACUACAAGAAAAGCCGCAUCAGCAGAUUUGUCCAUUCAAAGUCAACUGGAUAUACGCGAUAGUACGAGGAUAUGAUAAAAUAGGUGUAUCUGCAGCUUGUUUUGCUUGGACCUAUGAACCAAGUUCUUUGCUUUCCCAAGGCUAGCUGAUCCCUGCUGUCCAUUUGCCCCGCUGCCCGGUCCGUCCCUGGCAUUUGGCCAGUCGAUACAGAUGUUGGGUAAAUUCACCUCGAACCAUGUGCAGGUCUACCAUCAAUAUUCCCGCACUGUGUCCGUGAAGAAGCCCGUCAAGCAUCAGCCCCGCAGUUGGAUUGAGACAAAUUUUCAGAAGCGCGAGUGCAUCAAGUUUAUACCAUGCCCAAAGGACGAUACAAAGUGCUGCUGUGGCCAGGCCCAAGUCACGCAUCAGACCAUACAGGGCAUCGAGAGCGGCUCGCCGGGGGACCUCUGGCUCCCAACGAAACACACCCGACCGCAACCCACAGACGCCUAUGGCACCAUUGAGUUCCAAGGUGGUGCCCAUCCCACGAAGGCUCAGUACGUUCGUUUGUCCUUCGACACGCGUCCAGAGCUCCUGGUGCAGCUAUUCACAAAGGAAUGGAACCUGGAACUGCCGAAACUUCUGAUCACCGUUCAGGGCGGCAAGGCCAACUUUGAUUUGCAGGCGAAGCUAAAAAAGGAGAUACGCAAAGGACUACUGAAAGCGGCCAAGACCACAGGAGCGUGGAUAUUCACCGGCGGCACCAACACAGGGGUCACCAAGCAAGUGGGCGACGCACUGCUCCUGGAGGGUCAACAGCGGACAGGUCGUGUGGUCAGCAUCGGCAUUGCCCCUUGGGGGAUAGUCGAGCGCAAUCAUGAGCUGCUGGGACACAACCGGGAGGUACCUUGCCAUAGCAUAAGUUCGCCCAGAUCUAAAUUGGCCGUGCUAAACAAUCGGCACGCCUACUUCCUGCUAGUCGACAAUGGAACCCAGGCGAAAUACGGGGCUGAAUUGAUUUUGCGGCGGAAGCUGGAGAAGUUCAUAUCGAACCUAAAGCUGCAUCCAUUCACACAUUCCAGUACGCCCGUCGUCUGUCUGGUGAUCGAAGGCGGCACCAACACUAUACGUGCGGUGCUCGAGUACGUGACGGACUCGCCGCCGGUGCCCGUGGUGGUGUGCGAUGGUUCCGGGCGUGCCGCCGACUUGCUCGCCUUCGUCCACAAAUACGCCUCGGAUGGAGAGGAGCAGCCUGUGCUGGAGUCUAUGAGGGACUAUCUUAUUGGAACAAUACAGAAAACUUUCGAAGUGGGCCUGGACCAGGCCGAGAAACUCUACCAGGAACUGCUGCAGUGCACCCGCAAUAAGAAUCUGAUUACCGUCUUUCGCAUACAGGAAAAGCCCGAGGGCGAGGCACAGGAGCUGGAUCAGACCAUUCUAACGGCCUUGUUCAAGUCGCAGCAUCUCAGUCCUCCAGAGCAAUUGAGUUUGGCACUGACAUGGAACCGGGUGGACAUAGCACGCAGCGAGAUAUUUGUCUACGGCCAGGAAUGGCCCCACGGCGCUCUGGAUGAAGCCAUGAUGCAGGCCCUGGAACACGACAGAAUCGAUUUUGUCAAAUUACUUUUGGAGAACGGCGUUUCAAUGAAGAAAUUUUUAACAAUACCGCGCCUCGAGGAGCUCUACAACACAAAGCACGGGCCUGCCAACACGCUGGGUUACAUUCUGCGCGAUGUGCGACCGCAUAUACCCAAGGGCUACAUAUACACGCUCCACGACAUUGGCCUGGUGAUCAAUAAACUAAUGGGCGGCGCCUAUCGAUCCUACUACACACGCCGCAAGUUCCGUCCCAUCUACGCCAAGGUCAUGAACAGCUAUGCCAACGCCUGCCGGAAGUCCUCGACAUAUCAAUACCAACGAUAUGCGGGAGCCAACUCGCUGAGUCUCGUGACGGGCCUGCUGCCGUUUACCUCGGAGAUGGCGCUGUUCGAGUUCCCGUUCAACGAGCUGCUGAUAUGGGCCGUUCUGACCAAGCGACAGCAAAUGGCUCUGCUCAUGUGGACGCAUGGCGAGGAGGCGCUGGCCAAGUCCUUGGUUUCCUGCAAGCUUUACAAGGCCAUGGCGCACGAGGCGGCUGAGGACGACUUGGACACGGAAAUCUACGAGGAGCUCCGCUCCUAUGCCAAGGAGUUCGAAAGCAAAGGCAACAAACUACUGGACUUCAGCUACCGCCAGGACGCGGAGAAAGCGCAACGUUUGCUAACCUGUGAGCUACAUUCGUGGUCUAAUCAGAGCUGCCUGUCACUGGCAGUGGCGGCUAAUCACCGGGCUCUGCUCGCCCAUCCCUGUAGUCAGGUCAUCCUGGCCGAUCUCUGGAUGGGAGGCCUGCGCACCCGCAAGAAUACCAACUUCAAGGUUAUCUUGGGCUUGGUCAUGCCAUUGUACAUCAGGCAGCUGGAUUUCAAGUCAAAGGAGGAGCUUCAGCAAAUGCCGCAGACAGAGGAGGAGCACUUGGAAAACCAAAACCUGGACAAUGAUGAUUCGGAUCGCUCGCAGCCCGACGCCGAGAGCGCCCUUUUAAAAGCCAAAAGAUCCAUUUCCUUGAGAUAUAGGAUGGGCGCGGUCACUCAUAACCGCGAAAAGGCUCUAUUGGCGGAUACUUAUUCAGUGCGCGAUACAAAAGUACACGAAAAUGGCAAAGUCAACCUCACUGCUGGAGCGGAAGAACCCUCCUCCAAAGUCUCGCUCACUGACUCGGAUCCCGCGCAGUUCCGGGAGUUCUUCAACUUGUCGGAGUACAACGAAAUCAAGCAGCAUCAGCCCCUGCGCCUGAAGAAAAAGUUCCACGAGUUUUACACAGCCCCCAUUACUAAAUUCUGGGCUGAUUCGAUUGCCUACAUGUUCUUUCUGAUAAUGUUCUCAUUCACGGUUCUGGUCAAGAUGGGGCCGGAGCCGCGGUGGCAGGAGUGGUAUUCGAUAGCGUACAUCACCACGCUGGGAUUCGAGAAGGUUCGCGAAAUUAUAUCCUCGGAGCCAGUGGCCAUAACGCAUAAAUUUUCGGUGUGGGCGUGGAACAUGUGGAACCCGUGCGACGGAGCUGCCAUUAUACUCUUUCUCAUUGGCCUGGCAUUCCGGUUCCGGCCCAACACAAUGGACAUCGGGCGUGUCAUCUACUGUGUGGACAGCAUCUACUGGUAUCUGCGCAUACUGAACAUCCUGGGCGUUAAUAAAUAUCUGGGUCCCCUGGUUACCAUGAUGGGUAAAAUGGUGAAGAACAUGAUAUACUUCGUCGUUCUUCUGGCUGUCGUCCUGAUGAGCUUCGGCGUCAGUCGUCAGGCCAUACUCUAUCCCAACAGCGAGCCAACGUGGCGGCUGAUCAGAGAGGUCACCUACCAACCCUACUUCAUGCUGUACGGCGAGGUGUUUGCCGACGACAUUGACCCUCCCUGCGGCGAGGAUCCGCGACAGCCGGCCUGCGUGACGGGCCAUUGGGUUACACCGAUAACGAUGUCCAUGUAUCUGUUGAUUGCCAAUAUUUUGUUGAUAAAUCUGCUCAUCGCCGUGUUCAACAACAUCUUCAACGAGGUCAACUCUGUGUCACACCAGGUCUGGAUGUUCCAGCGCUUCACAGUGGUGAUGGAGUACCAGCAAAAGCCCGUCCUGCCGCCGCCUUUCAUUGCCUUUUGCCAUUUCUAUUCCCUGCUAAAGUACUGCGUGCGCAAAGCGAAAGGAUUGGAGGUGCAGCGGGACAAUGGUCUCAAGCUGUUUCUGGAGAAGGAUGACUUGGAGCGACUGUACGACUUUGAAGAGGAGUGCGUGGAGGGGUUCUUCCAUGAACAGGAAAUAAUAUUGAAUCAGUCCACCGAUGAGCGGGUGAAAAACACAACGGACCGAGUCGAGACCAUGUCCCAGAAAAUCGAGGACAUCAAUCAAAAAGAGAACAUCCAAACAGCUACCGUGCAGAACAUUGAAUUUCGUUUGCGGAAAAUGGAGGAGUCGUCCGAGCAGAUACUGUCGCACCUGGCGGUCAUACAUCGCUUCAUGUCUACACACACGGUAGGUACGGAUGACAUGCGCGGCUCAGCGAUAAACAUUCCAGGAGAAGUCCACCGCAUUCGGACCAUUUCAAUUACGGAUACCGAUGGAGGCGGUGGAAGCUCAGGAAACGGAGGCGGUGGCGGUGGCGGUGUUGGUGGAAGUGGUGCUGUUGGGGGAGCCGCUGCUGUACCACUUGCGCUAGGCGCUGGCCUGAAUGUAAAUUCCCUGCAGGUGACGAAUCGACGGCGCUUUAAUCGCUCGCUAACGGAGGUGCGUCCGGACGCCUACAUUCUCGACGAAGGCACACACUUUGAGGUGGUGCCCCUGCCGGAGGAGCCGGAUGAAGUGGUUAAGUCUCGCGAAGCCCUCAACGAGCAGGUCGUGCGGAAGGCAUCGAUGCAGUCGGAGGCCGACUCCGAUAUCUACUUGCCGUUGUCGCAGCGUCCCUCCACCUGUGAGACGGUGAAGCGCACUCCCUACGUCACUGUGCGCCAGGACACGGGAGCCAGCACGGAGAGUAAGGACACCUUGACACCGCUAGGCACCAACGAUGACGACCAGACGCUGGUCGGGGGCGAUAACUCCGAUGAUGCGGCGCCGGACAUCAACUUUGAGGCUGCCAGGCAUCGAGCGCUCCGCCAGCGCACAGUCUCGCUCUGCCGCCGGAACUCGGAGACGUAUUCGCUGGCCGGCGCGGACAUAAACCGGUCGCACAUCAGCCUCAACCAGCUGACAAUGCUGUCGCGUCGCCAGAUGAGCCUGACUCAGUCCGAGCCGGACAGUGACAAGGAGGUGCCAGCGGCUGGAGGCAGCGCAUAUCCGGGUAAAUCAGUAUUGCAUGCGAAACCCUCACGAAAUAUAUUGCUGAAACUGCACAGCGAGUACACGUCGAUCACUGAUGAGCUGGAGAGCGUCUGCCACAUGAUUGCCUCGCCAACGGUCUCCCUGCAGAGUAACAAAGCUUCAUUGGACCGUCCCAAGACGGAAAUGUCGCGCGCAGAAGCCGCGGCUUUACAAGAGAAGAAACAUUUGAAGGAGUGCGAGGAGAACGAUUACAGAAUACUAGAGGGACUCUUCGAGGCCCGUGGCUCGAUCGAUGUCAGCGCCGAGGCCUUUGAGAGCGUCAUAUCCGUGGACUACAGCCAACGCUAUCCGCUGCGGCGCGAGACUGCCGUUGAGCUGUCGCCUUCGAAGCCUUCAGCUGAGAUUGAUCUCAUGGGGGGCGGCGGAGGUGGCGGAGACAGCAGUGAUACAAGUGGAGCAGGUAGCUGCAGCGCCAUGGGGGCAGUCGCAAGUGGGUUUCAGCUCAAAGACGAGCGCCCCUGGCAGCGCAACUCCUCAAUGGAGCAGCAGACAUAUCCGUCGCCUCUGGUUCCCACGAGAGCCACAAGCGACUUCCUCAAUCCACCCUUCGAAAGCAGCGGACGCCUGUUCAAGAAAUCCAGCGAAAGUCUGCAGAAGAACUCGAGUACCGAAACAGACUAUUCUGCCCAUCCGUAUCGCUUUAUCAAGCAGAGUUCUAACGAGACGAACACCUCGCUUACCGGCUCUUACAACGUGGACACGCCCUCACUCACCGCGGAGCCCUCUUUGGAUGCCUGCGACUCGCAUUCAGCGACGGGAAUUUCCAUGAGCGUUGGUGCUGCUGGCGGAAAUACCGCGGCGCGUUACCAGUCCAUUCGCACGACUUCCAUUGGCGCGGCCGAUGGAAAACAGCUGCGCGACGGGAGCUCCAGUUCGCGACAGAGUCCAGAGCUCGGAGCCCAAGGCUCGGCUCCAGUGACGAUGCAGGCACCGCCAGCUGUACCAACUCGCCCGAUGUUGCUGAAGAAACAGUUUAGCCUCGACAAGGGCAAGCCAGUUCAAGCUCUAACCGCUGCGGCUGAGGCUGUGGCCACACCAGAAUCUGGCUUAGAUGCAGCAUCUGCUGCCCAGGCCAGGGCCAAACUGAUUUCCACGCUGAAACCACAGUCUCACACGAGCAAGCUGGGAAUGAACGUCCUCAAGGAAAGCAGCUCCAGCACAGAGGGGUCCCGCGAUGGCGAAGGCCUGUCCACUGCGUCCUCUGCCAAAAACAGCAACCCGGCAAUCUCCAUACCUCAGAUUAGCACGCAUCUUGUGCAAGAUGAAAUCGCAAAGCUGUCAUCUAACAUUAAAAGCAGCACUGAAUCUGAAAAGGACCCGCCGUAUAACGAGACAAUGUGCUAGAAAAUCGGAAUAUCAUUGGUAAUAGUUGUUACAGCUAGACUGGAGAUUAGCAUCGGAACUCGGUGAUACCUCUAGCCGCAAAAAAAUGUAGUACUGAUGGAGACAUGGAGGAGUUGAAGGGUUGAUAUUUUCGAGGCAGUUGAACAUUAGAUGCAAAUUAAUAAUCUUGACAAUACAAAGUUCACAGAUUGUCUGUAUUUUUAUACAAGUAUUUAUUUAGAAGCGUUCGUUGCUGUUCCAUAAUAUAUACACAUACAUACAUACCUACGUACAAACAUAAAAUACACAUAUACGAAAAGGUAGACAUCAGUCAAACCCUAAAAACGAAGCAUUUCCGUGUGUACACUUCUGAAUACUUUCGAAAAAUCACAAACUAAAUUUAUAUUGGAUUGCUAUAAUAAGGGAUAACACACAUUCAAUACUUUUAAAAAGGCUUAGGCUUAGUCAGUCUUACUCGUACAUAUGCAAUUUUCAAGCAACCACACUUACAUAUCUUGAGCAACUACACUACUUUACCCAGCAACAAACAUACUUAUUAUAACCAAGCGUGCACAUAUGUAUGUAUGUAUGUCGGUACACUUACAUACCACGAACAUAUUUGAAUACUUAAUUCAGCAAAACGUACUCAAAAGUAUUUCUGCCAGACUUCUCGUACAGUGUAAUUAGUUAGUUAAUCCAUUUUAAUCGUUCAUAAGAAAUAACUACAUGUGUGUACUCUGUGUAUGUGACAUACAUAUGUAUGUACAUAUAUGAUGUUUAGCAGCCUUUUUCGACUGCUUAAGAUGUCACUGUGAAUAUGAAAUAAAUGGAGUUUUAAAUGAUCGCUAAAACUUUGUAUGUUGGGCUACUUUGUAAUAAAACUAUAAUUAGUUGUAAUAGACUUAGAACUAAUUAUAAUAACUGCAUUUUACUGAUUCUAAUUAAUAUGUUUAAACGUAAAGUACAUUUGUAACAAUAAGCCUUUUAUUUUGUUGUCACAUAAGUUGUCUUAUUGUUAUAUGCAUCUUUUAAGACUUGUUAUCCUCAAUGUAAAAUCCAAUUCCCUGAAUUCACUCAUUUUCCACUCUUCAUUUUCUACCUGUGCCAUCUAUACAAACACACACAUAAAAUCUUAAUUUCGGUAUAAAAUCUGAUAUUUUAGAAAUUUCAACUGCGCCGUUCCCACGAGCUCUGUCUGGUACGAGCAAUCUUUUGUUGUCAUGUAGUAAAAAAUGUAUAUUUUAUUUGUUACUUCCUCUUAUAUAUGUAAUACUAUAAUAGUUUCUACAAAAGCUUUAUUGUGCUCAAAAUACACUAGUUUCGGUUUUGCAGUUGUUUACAUAUUAAGAAAGUCUUUUACGUCGCCUUGUUAAAUUACUUAGAUCCACUAACACUAUUCAAACAAUUGAUUAUGACAAAUGUUUAAUAAAUAUUUACAAA